This is a messenger RNA of Clarias gariepinus (North African catfish), 1399 nucleotides long. RefSeq names its product PGAM family member 5, serine/threonine protein phosphatase, mitochondrial (gene pgam5). The coding region runs from base 136 to 1002 and encodes 288 amino acids. The transcript has 6 exons. NCBI's taxonomy places the organism in Eukaryota, Metazoa, Chordata, Actinopteri, Siluriformes, Clariidae. Gene Ontology annotation, cellular component: mitochondrion. Gene Ontology annotation, biological process: positive regulation of mitochondrial fission. The record is from RefSeq and is a predicted model, not a curated record.
CUCUCCCCGGCUCCGGUGUCCGGUACACAGAGCUUCCUCUCGUGCGCGCUGUUUAUUGUUUAUUUUGGAAACCGGAAGUGAGCCGUGAUCCCUGAAUUGCCGUGCGCGCGCGCUGCGUUAUAACGCUUCACAGACAUGUGGUUCCGCCGGGCGGUGAGGCUCGCGUGCGGGGUCGCGGCGGGGGGGUCCGCGGUGGUGGUCGCGCGCGCGUACCUGUCGGACAGCCCGCGGGAGGGGGGGCGGGUCAGCGCGCGGGGGAGCGGCGGCAGCAGCGUGCUGCACGCGGCACAGCCUUAUAACCACACCGGCUGGGAUCAGAACUGGGAUAAGAGAGAUCCAUCGUCCAUGACGAACCCCAGGAGGAGAGUGAGUGUAGGAGAGGAGAACAGCUCUGAGGUGGAGAACAUCAAACCCACCGCCACGCGCCACAUCCUCCUCAUCCGCCAUGCGCAGUACCUCCUGAACGGGAACGGCGACAAGGAGAGAAGGCUCACCGAGCUGGGCCGUGAGCAGGCGGGGAUGACGGGACAGAGACUGGCGUCUCUCGGCCUCAAGUACGACAUCAUGAUCCACUCCAGCAUGGCACGAGCCGCAGAGACGGCACAGAUCAUCAGCAAACACCUGCCAGAAGUGGAGAUGGUGAGCUGUGAUCUGCUGCGAGAAGGAGCUCCAAUUGAACCUGUUCCUGCUGUCGGUCAUUGGAAACCUGAGGCUGUGCAGUACCAUGAAGAUGGCGCUCGAAUCGAGGCGGCGUUCCGGCGCUACAUCCACCGAGCCGACCCCAAGCAGAAGGAGGACAGCUACGAGAUCAUCAUCUGUCACGCUAACGUCAUCCGCUAUUUUGUCUGCAGGGCUCUGCAGUUCCCUCCCGAGGGCUGGCUGCGUUUAGGGCUGAAUAACGGCAGCAUCACAUGGCUCACGGUGCGCCCGAGCGGCAGGGUGGCACUGCGGACGCUGGGAGACUCCGGCUUCAUGCCACCUGACAAAGUGACCCGCACCUAACCCUCCAGGACCGCCCGAACCAGAACCCCGUCUCGCGCACAGUGUCGCUGUGUUACACAGAGCACGUCUCCUGUUUUUACUGAAUGUAUUAAUCAUGUCUGAUUAUCGUCUGAUCACAGAGUCCGGAGAGCAACGUGACUCCGAUCCGUGUUUCAUACCAUUCUGAUUCAGUGUUGGUUCUGAUCUGUUUCCAGUUCAGCUUUGGUGUCUUUUACUGGUUACUGUUCUGGUUCUGAUUUACAUUUUAUUUGAUUCUGAUUUCAUUUAAAUUUCGAUUCUGAUUCGAUUCUGUAAAGUGACGGGUCUAUAACUGAUGUUUUUCUUGGCCUAAAUCUGUGUGUGUGUUUACAGUGUGUUUGCAGCAGGUGGUGUGUGUGUGUGUGUGUGUGUUUUUGUU